This is a messenger RNA of Phytophthora infestans T30-4, 630 nucleotides long. RefSeq lists its product as uncharacterized. The record is from RefSeq and is a predicted model, not a curated record. The coding region runs from base 1 to 630 and encodes 209 amino acids. Gene Ontology annotation, molecular function: ATP hydrolysis activity; ATP-dependent DNA damage sensor activity. Gene Ontology annotation, biological process: mismatch repair. The transcript has 5 exons. Lineage: Eukaryota; Oomycota; Peronosporomycetes; Peronosporales; Peronosporaceae. Gene Ontology annotation, cellular component: mismatch repair complex.
AUGGCGCUGAGCUUCCUGGACGAGAAAACGCGUGAUCUCAUGUCUGCGUCGUACGCUAUACCAGAUCUCGAGACGGCGGUGAAACAAGGUCAAUUUGUAGUGAUCUACAACAGCAUCGACGCUCAAGCGAAAACAAUCACGUUGUUUGUGGACGUGGCAAACGCGUCUUUCACUGCCGUCGAUGAUGGACAAGGAAUUCAGCCGGAUGAUCUUCACGAAUACAUCGGAGAAUGCUACGCCACUUCAAGAGUUCCAGUAUCGAAGUGCAGUCGCAGAGAAGAGAAGCCACAUAAGAAAUAUGGUUCUCGCGGUGCCUUUCUUCAGGAACUGACCACGCUUGCUGCUCAUGUCGAGAUUGAGAGUCGCGUUCAAGAGCACUGGACUUCGUAUCGCAAAGUCUUCAAGGAAGGAGCCGUAGUCUUCAAUGCUCGAUCAAAAGAGCUACACAAGACAGCAGGGACAAAGGUUUCAGUGUCGAAUCUGUUCGGGAAGCUCCCCGUGAGACGUAAAGAUCUGACUCGGAACAGGAAGUAUCGAUUUCGAGUGGUCCAGAAUAUUCACAACUUCUGUGUGAGCAUGUCGAUGAUCUGGCCGUCACUGUCCUUCGACAUUCGCUAUGAAGGUACGUAA